Molecule: messenger RNA, 2294 nt
Organism: Vigna umbellata (rice bean)
Lineage: Eukaryota; Viridiplantae; Streptophyta; Magnoliopsida; Fabales; Fabaceae
Source: RefSeq, a predicted model, not a curated record
AUUCUGGUAAACCCUAAACCCUAGCCGAAUUAUAAUUUUUUUUGCGAAGUAGAAGAAGAAGAAACUCAGCGCGCAAACCACACUACCGAUUUACUGCUUUGUUCACUACUUUCUAAUGGCUCCCGCGAGGAAGAAACCUUCGAAGGCACGCAAGUCACCGAAGAACCCUAAGAAGACCCAACCCAUGUACGAUUCCAGCUCCGAUUCCGAAGAAGACAUGCCGUCGCAGCAGCAGCAACCGCAGCAACUUGAACUCGGCGAUGACAACUCCGAUUCGGCGUCGGAGCUCUCUUCUGAAGGGGAUGAUCCAUUAGCCGACGAUUUCCUCCAAGGAAGCGAUGAUGAUGAAGGGAAAGCCCCGGGUUCGGACUCGGGUUCUGGUUCGGAUUCGGAUGAUUAUGAUAUCGAGNUCCACUCAUAUUCGGAUAUGAAGAAAAACGUCAAAUGGUGUUACGAUGGUAGAAGACAACCUAAUGAACUCGAAGAAGAGGCUUUGCGUCCACCCGAUCUUUCUAAUCUCCAAAGGAGAAUUAAAGAGAUUGUUCGUGUUCUUUCAAAUUUUAACGUUUUAAGGCAAGAUGGGGCAACCAGGAAAGAUUAUGUUGAACAGCUUAAGAAAGAUAUUUGCACGUACUAUGGCUACAAUGAGUUUCUAAUGGGUGCUCUAGUGGAGAUGUUUCCAGUUGUUGAACUUAUGGAACUGAUUGAAGCCUUUGAAAAGCCACGCCCUAUAUGUCUAAGGACUAAUACAUUGAAGACACGCAGAAGGGAUUUGGCUGAUGUUUUGAUAAAUAGGGGUGUUAAUUUGGAUCCUUUAAGCAAAUGGUCAAAGGUUGGACUUGUUGUGUAUGAUUCUCAAGUGCCAAUUGGUGCCACUCCUGAGUAUAUGGCUGGUUUCUACAUGUUACAAAGUGCAAGCUCUUUUCUGCCUGUCAUGGCCUUGGCUCCUCAAGAGAAGGAACGAGUUGUUGAUAUGGCCGCUGCACCAGGUGGUAAAACAACUUACAUUGCUGCUCUAAUGAAGAACACUGGAAUAAUUUUUGCAAAUGAAAUGAAGGUACCAAGGCUUAAGUCAUUGACUGCAAAUUUGCAUCGUAUGGGUGUAUCCAACACUGUAGUCUGUAACUAUGAUGGAAAUGAGCUUCCAAAAGUUCUUGGUGUCAAUGCUGUCGAUAGAGUAUUAUUGGAUGCCCCUUGCAGUGGAACUGGGGUUAUAUCGAAAGAUGAGUCUGUUAAAACCUCUAAAAGUUUGGAAGAUAUACAGAAGUGUGCGCAGCUACAAAAGGAGCUAAUUCUUGCGGCAAUUGACAUGGUGGAUGCUAAUUCAAAAUCUGGGGGAUAUAUUGUUUAUUCUACAUGCUCAAUCAUGGUUGCUGAGAAUGAAGCAGUUAUUGACUAUGCACUCAAAAAGCGGGAUGUUAAACUGGUUCCGUGUGGACUUGAUUUUGGUCGUCCAGGUUUUAUAAGGUUUAGGGAACAACGUUUUCACCCUUCUUUGGAAAAGACAAGGCGUUUCUAUCCUCACGUACAAAAUAUGGAUGGGUUUUUUGUUGCAAAGUUAAAAAAAAUGAGUAGCUCAAAGCCUGGUGCAAAAUCAUCAGAAGUAGCCGAGAAGGAAGAAGAUAUUGCUACUACGGUGGAGAAUGAAAAGGAGAAAUCAAAUGAUGGCAAUAAAGAAAAUGGCAAUGCAACUUCCGAAUCUGAAUCCAAAAAGACGAAGAAAAGAAAGUUCCCCUCUAAACCAGUAAACGGUGUAAAAGAAAAUGGCAAAGAAUCUUCUGAAUCUGAGCCCAAAAAGAGGACGAAGAGGCAAUUUCCAUCGAAGGAAGAGAUUUCAAAAGCCAGGGAGGAGAAGAGGAACACUCUACGAGAAAAAAAGAGAAAAGGUAUUAAACAGCAGAAGCAAAAAAUGACCAAAGCCAAUGGCAAUAAGCAGUGAUUCAACUCCAAGACAGGAGUGCUAGGGUGAUUGUCUGUUCCAUUGAGAAGUGUACCCAGAAAUCAUAGGCAUGCCCUAUUCGUAGGGCACAUUUUUGUUUUGUUUCUUAGGGAAUUUAUAGUGUUUGGAAACAGAUCACGGAUGUGAAUUUUCUGGUCCGAGAUAGUGGCACAUGUUGAAGCUUUUGGUGGUUCUUUCUUUCACUUCCGGUCAUUUUUAGUUGUAAAACAAGUUUCCAAACACUUGGUUUAGCUGCUGAGCUUCAUUUUUACUUUCCAUCUUCCCAGCUGUAUAUCAGAAAAGAAAUAUUUCUUUUUCUUAUGUGCCAUCAAUUAAUUUUAAUUUAUUUUCUAUC